GUAACAAUGUAUGGAUUGUGUCAACCUCUCGAAUUGCAGAUGACGACCUUGCUCGAUGUCCCGGGCAGUAAUCCCCCAAAUCCCUUCUCCACGCCGAUCCAAGCUAUCCUCACCUCUUUCAGUCUCUCUUCGGCUUCCGCGCCUGCGCCAGCGCCAGACGAGACAAUUGAACACCUGAUUAACAUCGUCACUACCUCCCCCGAUCCUGCCACGGCUCUCUGGGAACUCUGGGAUGCCUUUUUUACAGCUGUCGUCACUUCCUCGGCUUCACACGUCCCUCACCUCGCCUUCCUCGAUGCCAUGCGCGCGCAAUCGCCCACCCAGCCCAACAAUGUAGCUCCGGGUUCUGAAGCAGAGGGUUAUCUUCAUAGCUAUAUUCAGGCCGACGGAAAGCUUCACUGGCCAAUGUUGCCGCGCUUCCGUGCGCAGUGGUGUGACGUGCAUGGCAUCCUGGAGGCCUGGCGCGACUGGGACGGUGUGCGUACUGCGGGUGAAGGGAACAACUCGACCUCAAGCUCACCAAUCUGCAACCCCGCCAAAUACUAUCUCCGUAUCUGCGACUUCUCGAUCGCCUUGCUGAAUGCGACUAAUGGAAAAGGCGCUGUGCGCCCUGUGUGGGUAUUCUAUGCGUGCCACAAUGUGCUGGAGCGUAAGGGUCCCCUGUCCGAUGGGCCAAGGGCGCAUAGAAUGUCACCGGAGCAGGUUUGGGCGUUGGAUGUUCGGGUUGCAGCGACUUGGGUCAGGAAUGGUAGCCGGAUAUUGUGGGCGAUGGACCAAGAUGAGCUGUGGCGGAACAAUUCGGCGGCGUUGGAGUACAAAACAGAAUUGUGGCCCAAAGAAGACGGGCUAACGCGAGAGCGAUGGCAAUUAUGGGAGGAGAGGCUGCGGGCUCUGAGUACAGACGCUGACCUGGAUGAAGAAACGAGGGCGGUGGCCGGACAGGCUGCUGAAGUGAUCGCGGAACUCCUAGGUCUUAGCUUGACUUGA
Dothidotthia symphoricarpi CBS 119687 is the source of this 987-nucleotide messenger RNA. RefSeq lists its product as uncharacterized. The transcript is spliced from 2 exons. The record is from RefSeq and is a predicted model, not a curated record. NCBI's taxonomy places the organism in Eukaryota, Fungi, Ascomycota, Dothideomycetes, Pleosporales, Dothidotthiaceae. The coding region runs from base 40 to 987 and encodes 315 amino acids.